Messenger RNA from Patiria miniata (bat star), 879 nucleotides. RefSeq names its product craniofacial development protein 2-like. Gene Ontology annotation, molecular function: catalytic activity. NCBI's taxonomy places the organism in Eukaryota, Metazoa, Echinodermata, Asteroidea, Valvatida, Asterinidae. The record is from RefSeq and is a predicted model, not a curated record. Bases 1 to 879 code for a protein of 292 amino acids. The transcript is spliced from 4 exons.
AUGACAACAGUAGCUGUCUUGCUGAUCUCCGAUAAAGGUCGUGACGACAGAGGUGCCGCAGAUUUGGUUGAUCUGGAGAUCGAUAUUGACGAAAACGUCGUUGAGGAGGGCGUCAGCGGUUUGGAGUUCAACAAAGAAGCGUCGGUUAGAAAGCAUUGCUUCUAUGAGAUCUGUGAGAUGGACAUCUUUGAGCACCGUCAAGUGCAUCAACCAGAAGACCCUGAUAUCCGAAUCUCUAGUUUAGGAUCAUCAACCAUCUUCACCUCUUCUGCAACUCGGAAUCGACAAGGUGCAGCCGUUGGUGGUGUAGCAAUAACUGUUCAAACAUCACUGCUCCCGCUGCUGACUUCUAUCUCUAAGAUCAACGACAGAAUUAUGCUCGCCAUCUUCAAAGGCAAUCCCAAGACAUACGUUGUCUCCUGUUACUCUCCCACUAACACCAGUGAUGAGGCGUCUAUUACUGGGUUCUACGAAUUUCUCAAUGACACCAUUGCCUCCAUUCCCCUACAUGCCCUCCUUGUCAUCGGAGGGGACUUCAACGCUCAUGUUGCAAGGCAGUUCUCCUACCACUCUACUACCAACCGUAAUGGUCAGCUCCUCAGUGACUUUGUCAAUUGUAACAACCUUCUGAUUACCAACACACUAUUUCAGAAGUCCUCCAAAAAGCUCUGGACUCACCGUUCACCUAACAAGUACCUGUCACAGAUUGACUUCAUCCUGUGCCGUAAACGUUGGAGAAACAGCAUCCUAGAUUCUCUAGCGUAUUCAACAUCUGACCCAACUGGCUCCGACCAUCGUAUAGUCUGUGCUAAGAUAAGGCUUAGUCUUCGUUCCUGUUAUGGAGUGGCAUUACGCGGCCACCGUAUCCAUAUUCUAUGA